Messenger RNA from Drosophila persimilis, 1253 nucleotides. RefSeq names its product transmembrane protease serine 7. Gene Ontology annotation, molecular function: serine-type endopeptidase activity. The transcript is spliced from 4 exons. Gene Ontology annotation, biological process: proteolysis. The record is from RefSeq and is a predicted model, not a curated record. Bases 1 to 1239 code for a protein of 412 amino acids. NCBI's taxonomy places the organism in Eukaryota, Metazoa, Arthropoda, Insecta, Diptera, Drosophilidae.
AUGAAGCAAUCACAGCAAUCGUCACCGCCUCGAACGCUGGCGAACGCCCUGGCCCUGGCCUUGCUGCUGCUGCUGCUGCUGUUCCCCAGCAGCUCCCGGCAGUUCGAGACAGACUGCGGCUGUCGUCCGUCGUCGCGGCGAGGACCUCGGAUCAUUUCUGGUGCGACGACGAACGAAGGCCAGUUUCCCUGGCAGGCAUCGCUGGAGCUACUGCAUCCGUCACUGGGCUUCCUGGGGCACUGGUGCGGAGCCGUUCUCAUCCAUCAGUACUGGAUACUGUCUGCCGCCCAUUGCGUGCACAACGAUCUCUUUAACCUUCCCAUUCCUCCGCUGUGGACCGUGGUUCUGGGCGAGCACGAUCGGGAUGUGGAGUCGGGCAAUGAGCAGCGCAUACCCGUCGAGAAGAUUGUGAUGCAUCAUCGCUAUCACAACUUUCGGCACGACGUGGUGCUCAUGAAGCUCUCCAAGCCGGCAGAUCUCGCUCGGGCCUCCAACAUUCGACGCAUUUGUCUGCCCUUCAUGCUGACCGAGUCGCAGGAUGAUUCGGCUCUGACCGCCCCAGCCACAACGUCAGAGGAUGUGCUUAGCCAGCAGCUGGAGCUGGAGGAUGUGCCCGAGAAGAUAGAUAACUUUCUGCGCAGCGUCCAGAGUCGACGGCGCUACCGGAAUGUGACUUCCCCCAGCAUGAGGGAGCUCAUGAACAUGAAGAUCCUAAGUCGGAUGCGCCAGGCUCUUGCACAGCGCUCCUCCCCGCGCAGCCUGAAGCGCACGCGACGGCGCAACGACAAGCUGAUGAAGCUGGACCCAAGGCCUAUUGGAGACUCUGUUGAACAGAAAUAUCUCAAGCCGAACGGCGGGGACAGCGACCCGCGCGAGAUGGCCUUCGUUGACUGUGUGGCCACCGGCUGGGGCAAGGCCAACAUCAGUGGUGAUUUGUCCAGCCAGCUGCUGAAGACGCAAGUUCCUUUACACCAGAAUGGCAGGUGCAAAGAUGCCUACGGCAGCUUUGUUAACAUCCAUGGCGGCCAUCUGUGCGCCGGCAAGCUGAACGGUGAGGGUGGUACUUGUGUUGGCGACUCCGGUGGACCGCUGCAGUGUCGCCUCAGCCACAAUGGACCCUGGAUAUUGGUCGGGGUCACCUCUUUUGGGUCGGGCUGUGCCCUGGAGGGCUUCCCGGAUGUUUACACUCGCACAUCGUUCUACAUGAAGUGGAUAGAAGACACAAUUGCCUCUCAUUAACCGAUCAAAAGGAU